Messenger RNA from Coniophora puteana RWD-64-598 SS2, 1762 nucleotides. RefSeq names its product S-adenosyl-L-methionine-dependent methyltransferase. The coding region runs from base 132 to 995 and encodes 287 amino acids. The record is from RefSeq and is a predicted model, not a curated record. The transcript is spliced from 5 exons. Lineage: Eukaryota; Fungi; Basidiomycota; Agaricomycetes; Boletales; Coniophoraceae.
GGCUCUUUCCCGCACCCAGUGUGUAGGCUAUCAGCCUCCAUACAUGGAAGUUGAUUACUGGUUGAUUUUCGAACAUAAAAGUCACUGCACACCACUAUCCCACCGAUCCCCCACCUUACCCAUCUCUGAACAUGACAAUCGUCGCUGAGCGCCCGCACGCCAACUACCCCGGAUCGAAGUAUGUUCUGCCGAACGAUCGUCCGGAGUGUGAUAGACUGAACACGCAACACGAGCUCCUCAAAGACGCCUUCGGCCGCAUCAUCUUCCCGCCCAUUCAUUUCAGGGACGGCGAUCGUAUCCUCGAUUGUGGCACAGCAUCUGGCAUCUGGAUCCACGACGCCGCCCAAACCCUGCCCCCGACGGUGCACUUCGAAGGCAUCGACAUCCAGUCCGCGCUCUUCCCCGCCUCGCCCCCGCCCAACAUGCACUUCUCCGUCCAGUCCAUCCUCGACCUGCCCCCGUCGUGGUCCUCCUCCUUCACGCUGGUUAACCAGCGCCUCCUCGGCGGCGCGUUCACACUCGACAACUGGACGCAGAGCAUCAAGGAGGCGCACCGCGUGCUCAAGCCGGGCGGAUACGUCCAGAUGCUCGAGUUCGACGGCCGCUUGAUCGACGAUCUGCGCUUGUACGGGCCUAACUCGGCGCGUUAUCAUGAGAUCGCGAGCAGGCUGUGGGAGGGGCAGGGCCUCGUGAGGGAGGAUGUCGUCGUCCUGCCCAAGCUGCUCGCUGAGAACGGGUUCGACGACGUGCAGACAGAGACGCGGGAGAUCCGGUUGGACGGCACGGACGGUGCCGCUGGCGCGGCCAAUCUACGGAAUUUGCACCUGGUGUACAGCGCUAUGGCAGGCGCUGUGAUGCGCGCGGGUGGGUUCGGGCUAGUGGGCAGUGAGAAGGAAUAUCUGGAGCUCAUGGAUCGGGUGAGGGACGAGAUGGCGACGAGCGAGCAUGCGGUGAUGAAGUGGGCGGUGAUUUAUGGGAGGAAGAAAGCUGAGUAGCGGACAAGUUGGUCAUUCGCGCUGAUCUAGUGGAAUGUAUGGUAGACAUGCAUAAGUAUAUGAAGAUGAGGUAUCUUCCGUGGUCCAUCCUUGACGCGGCCAGCCGCAGGUAUUAAGAACUAGAAAGGGCAUUUGCCAGAUCAUAGUGAUGUAGUGUGGAGGUAGGCUAGGACGAAGCACAAAGCAGCGGGAACGUCCGCAAGGAACGUGCGCAGGGUGUGGAUCUUGAAGAACCUGAUGAGCUGCUUCCUGGUCUCAUCCUCGGGCCCGAUACAGACCCGCUGGAUCGUUGGUGCGAGCCAAGGUGCGAACACAAAAUGACCCAGCGCAAACGCAGCCCCAUACCCGUACAUCACGCUCGCGAAACCUGUCGUCUGUCUACGGGCGAUGAAGCCGCUGAUGCCGGUCGCAAACUCGAGCCCGAUGAUGCCGAUGCUACCCAGCCGGAACCAGCGGUUCAUCCAGCGUGCGACGACCUUGGGGGGCAUGUCGGGGGCGAAGAAGGGGAUAAGGGUCGGGUACUUGGCGAUUGCGUACGAGGCCAUCGCGGUGGACGACAGGACGGGGAGAAGCGGGAAGAGUCCCGGGUGCACCAUUUGGCGGAGAGACAUGCUAGCUAUUGUUGGGAAAGGGACGUGGGCGGCUGAAAGCUCCUGGCUAUCGAGCAGGUGGUGGUAAUGGUGGUGGUGGUGGGUGGGCGAGGUUAAGGAGUGCUGGUGAGUUGCCUUGUUCCUCGGUAGACGUGUAGAUAUACGGUUGUCAGUUGU